GUUGAGAGAAAAGGAAAGGUAUAGAAAGAAGAGAGAGAAAGUCACAAAAAUUGUUAGAGAGAGAAAGCCACCCACUCUAUAUGCCCUUUGAACAAUUAGAUUUCACCCAACAACCAAGAACCUUUCUUCACCCCAUCAAAUUUCUCUUCUUUUUUUCUUUUUGGAAUUCUUGUUUCUUGAUUUUAUUGUUUUAGUCCAUACAUCAAUUUUCUUCCCUUUUGGGGGAUUGAGUUUCUUGUUUCUUGUUCUUGUUAUUAAAUUAAAUAUGGCUUGGAAAAGAUACAUGCUUCAAUCCAAUUCUUUUUGGGUUUUAUCUUGCUGUUGUAAUAUGUGCAAUUUUUGUCCAGUUUAGUUUUUUGCUGCAUUUGAUUUCAGUUUUGGUUUCUGGGUCUUUCUAUUCAUACUGUAUAGGAAUAAAGAUUGGACCUUUUUAUUAAGUUUGGAUCCAAAUUAUUUUUGAGGGUUUUGUUUAGUGCAAAAUAGAAAAAUGUAUAUUGAAGAACUGAAGGAGGAGGAGGGGGAAGUAGUAAACAUGGAGGAGAAGUUUUGUGAUGAUACUUGUGAAGGUCCAUUGGCUGUUUCAGAUACGAAAAGGGCUUUGGUUGGAGCAGGGGCUCGUGCUCUUUUUUAUCCUACAUUGCUGUAUAAUGUUGUGAGAAACAAGAUUCAGACCGACUUUCGAUGGUGGGAUAGGGUUGAUGAGUUCAUACUGUUAGGAGCUGUUCCAUUUCCUGCUGAUGUCCCUCGCUUGAAGGCUCUAGGUGUUGCUGGAGUGGUUACGUUGAAUGAAUCAUAUGAGACUUUGGUCUCAACGUCAUUAUAUCUUGAUCAUGGCAUCAAUCACUUGGUGAUUCCUACCAGAGACUAUCUUUUUGCACCAUCAGAUGGAGAUAUUGACCGAGCUAUAGAAUUCAUCCACAGUAAUGCAUCUUGUGGUAAGACAACAUACGUACACUGCAAGGCUGGCCGUGGGCGUAGUACAACCAUUGUCCUUUGCUACCUGGUCAAACACAAGGACAUGACACCUGAGGAUGCUUAUGAUUACGUCAGAUCCAUCAGACCAAGGGUGUUGUUGGCCCCCUCUCAGUGGCAGGCUGUUCAAGAAUACUACGCAAGAGUAAAAAAUACUGAUAGUGAUGUUUGUGGAGAUGAUAAUUCAUCGAAAAUGCUUGACUUUCCAGCUCAAAAAGAAGUUGCUGUCUUUGAUGAUGGCUCAGUAGUUCUAGUCUCUGAAUGUGACCUUGAUGGAUAUGAUGAAAGUGUUGAGUCAGAUCUAACACGUAACGAAGUGUUAGUGGAUUUAAAGCUUGCAUGUAGAGGAGUUCAAGUUGCUCGCCAGGCAGCAAUUUCUCGGCUUUCAUACCUCUGGAUUCGCUAUCAUUCAACGAAGAAGCUGGGAAGUAUUGGCGUUGACAUCCAUGUUUAUUGAGAUGCCAUAUAUGUCCUAGGCUGUUGUCUGUUGUCCUUUUUGAUGGUGGUAAUAUUAGAUGUUUCCUCCCUUUUUAACCCCUUUUUCGUGUCUUCUGAGGAGCUACAUCAAAAUUGUUGGAAAUGUAACUUUCACGUUGGUGAGAAGAGAAGGAUUCAACAAGUGUGCGUAGUUUAAUAAUAUGGAAGUGUCGCGAAAGGGCAUAACUGUAAUCAGUUGAGUUGUCUUUGUAAGGAAACGUGUGAGGCAUGUAUUUACUGAAUUUUGAUGUGUCUAAUGCAAUAUCUUUUAAUUUGACCACA
Messenger RNA from Solanum tuberosum (potato), 1731 nucleotides. RefSeq names its product putative dual specificity protein phosphatase DSP8. The record is from RefSeq and is a predicted model, not a curated record. Gene Ontology annotation, molecular function: phosphoprotein phosphatase activity. Bases 488 to 1429 code for a protein of 313 amino acids. NCBI's taxonomy places the organism in Eukaryota, Viridiplantae, Streptophyta, Magnoliopsida, Solanales, Solanaceae. The transcript has 7 exons. Gene Ontology annotation, biological process: protein dephosphorylation.